AUGGCUGGGAUUGAUAUUAGUGACCAACUUAGCGCUCAGCUUAUGAAAGCCGCACAGAUUAUGGAGGAGCAGGUCGAUAAAGAGAUCAAUCGUCUUGACAAUAUGGAUGAAAAUGAGAUAGAUUUGAUUCGUCGUCGUCGUAUGGAAGAACUUAAGAGAAUGCAGAAAACUAAGGCGGAGAUGCUAUCGCUUGGUCACGGAAGGUACGACGAAGUAGCCGAUGAAAAGGAAUUCUUUGAAGCAACGAAGAAGAGCAAACAUGUUGUAUGCUUAUUCUAUCUGAACGGUAAUUUGAGGUGUAAAAUAGUUGACAAGCAUCUAAAUAUUCUUGCUACUAAACAUUUUGGAACUCGUUUUAUUCACGUCAAUGCUGAAAAGGUCUGUUUUCUUGUUACUCGUCUGAAUAUUCGUGUGAUUCCUACGAUCGCGAUAGUAAAGGAGCAAAAAACCAUCGAUUACAUUAGAGGUUUCGACGAUCUAGGAGGAGUCGAUAAUUUUAGCACUGAGGCUCUAGAGAAUCGUUUGGCACGUUCUGGUGUACUGAAAAUUGAGAAAUCGAACACCGAGCAGCAGCAGAAGAAAAUUGUCCAAUGCUCUAAGUUGGAUCAGGAAUGUAAUGACGAUUGGUAG
Molecule: messenger RNA, 630 nt
Organism: Angiostrongylus costaricensis
Lineage: Eukaryota; Metazoa; Nematoda; Chromadorea; Rhabditida; Metastrongylidae
Source: the annotation of a GenBank genome assembly